AUGUCGAAGAUAUACGUCGACGAAACAGCUGGCUCUGAUGCCACUGGUACGGGCAUCCUGGAGCAACCUUACCAAUCACUCGCGCAAGCCAUAUACGCUCAUGGCGAGGCUGCUGCUUUCCUGAUACGCAAGGGGUCGGAGGCAGAGUACGACGAACCAACACAAUCCUCGUUGAAGAAGGCUAAGAAGAACGCGGCCGGCAUAGAGAAGAAGAAGAAGAAAGAGGAAGAGCAAGCUCAACGUGACGCGCAGAAGCAGGGCGAGGAGAAAGAAAAACGCGAGAAGCUAUUGGAGGAGAGCAAGAAGAUUAUUCUUGAGGAAGAUUCGUCGUUGCCGGCAGCGACAAGGGCCAAAAUAUCUCAUCUCACCAACCUGCGUUCCAAGCGCGUUCGCGUGUUCGGAUGGGUCCAUCGUCUGCGAGAUCAGAAGGGGAUCAUCUUCGUCGUGCUACGAGACGGCACCGGAUACCUGCAGGCCGUCUUUUCAGGUCGUGUGGCACAAACCUACGAUGCCCUAACACUUACGCUGGAAUCAUCAAUCGAGUUCACUGGGACGCUGCAGGAGGUUCCAGAAGGGAAGACGGCACCUGGAGGACACGAACUCGUCGUCGAUUACUGGCGAGUCCUCGGCGCCGCACCUGGUGCAGACGACGCGUUCACCAACAGAUUGAACGAGAAAUCGGAUCCCUCGAUACAAGCUGAUCUCCGCCAUCUCGUGCUCCGUGGAGAGACAGCAUCAAGCGUACUCCGUCUACGCGCUUAUCUGCUGUCCGCCUUCCGGGAAUCCCUCAUCUCCGAGAAUCUGAUAGAAGUAACACCGCCGUGUCUCGUGCAGACGCAGGUCGAGGGCGGCGCCACCUUGUUCAAGCUCGAUUACUACGGCCAGCCGGCUUUCCUCACGCAGAGCUCACAAUUAUACCUGGAGACAUGCGCCCGCGCGGCCCUUCAUGCGCUGCCGUACGUCGACGCCAUCAAGUGGUUGAACGAGCACGGAAUCAAGCGCCCCGCCGAGGACACCGACGGCAAUCCUAUCAAGGACGAGCAGGGCCAGGUUGUGAUGGUCGAGCACCAGGUUGGGGACGACAUCGCUGAGGCAGCUGAGAGGCAGAUGACCGACAUCAUUGGCACCCCCAUAUUCCUACAUGGGUUCCCCGCUGAGCUCAAGGCCUUCUACAUGAAGAAAGUGCCAAAGGAGGCAGGCGAUACUGGGCCGACGUUCACUGAGAGCUGUGACUUACUGAUGCCCAACGUCGGGGAGAUCGUAGGUGGAUCGAUGAGGAUCGCGGACAUGGACGAGCUCAUCGCGGCGUACAAGCGCGAAGGUAUCGACCCCGAGCCGUACUACUGGUUCACCGACCAGCGCAAGUACGGCACGUGUGAGCAUGGAGGAUAUGGGCUGGGUGUUGAACGAUUCCUUGCGUGGCUCGCCAACAGGUAUACCGUCAGGGAAUGUUCUCUGUAUCCCAGGUCAGCAUCCACGUCUAAUACGGCUGCCGCUGUCGUCGUUGACUUAUCGCUGACGAUCUACCUGUCUAUCAUCAGGUGGCCUGGCCGUGCCACACCGUGA
This is a messenger RNA of Cyclocybe aegerita, 1566 nucleotides long. NCBI's taxonomy places the organism in Eukaryota, Fungi, Basidiomycota, Agaricomycetes, Agaricales, Hemipholiotaceae. The record is from the annotation of a GenBank genome assembly.